AUGGGCUUUCUAAGUCCGAGAGCAGCGGCCGCUGGCAGCUUUGGCUGUCCUAUACCUGACCACCUUGAACAAAUUGGCGGCGGCCCCUUCGUGGGAAAUCUCACAUUCUACCAAUUUAACAUGAUCAUAUCCGGCGGUUGCACUGCGAUAGUAUUAAUUUUGAUCUUGGGCCUGAUGGGACGACAUGCGAUGCGCAUGAGCAACCCUAACGAACAAGUCAAGAUAAUGCGAAUCUGCAACCUCAUCCCCUCCUACCAAAUCCUAUCCUUCGUCUCAAUCUGUUUUCCAAACUCCUAUAUCUACCUACAAGGGUUCACCGAGGUGCUCCAGGGUGUGGCUCUAUACGCCUUCCUCAUGCUACUCUGCGACUUCAUGGCUCCCAAUAAUAGGAGCAAAGUGGAUUUCUUUUCUUCGCUUGAGACGAAGAGACAGUGGCAGCCGAAGAAGAAAAGGAAUGGUCUUGCGUUCUUGAGUUUGACAUGGUACUCCGUGCUUCAGUACCCAGUCAUCACCUGGAUUACCGCUGUCUCCCAAGUGGUGACCCAGUCACUACACGUUUACUGCCUCGACAGUACAGCGCCUCAUUUCGCUCAUGUUUGGCUUCAAGUGAUCACCUCGCUGUCGACAUCAGUGGCCGUCAACGCCAUCCUUCAAUUCUACAUCAACAUGAAGGAAUACAUGACAGAGCAUAGGCCACUGCUUAAGCUGAUGGCAUUCAAGUUGAUCGUCGGAGUAAUUCUUUUGGAGAAGAUCCUUUUCCUCAUCCUUACAGGAACAAAAGUUCUCAAACCCUCCGCCUCAAUGACCUACAUCGACGUAAUGAUGGGCCUCCCAACAAUGGUAAUCUGCGUGCAGAUGGUGCCACUCUCCUUCCUAGUCCUCUACGCCUACCGCACAAAACCCUACGAGAUCUCAAACUCGGCGCGCACCCUCCGACCCCAAGAAUACCAGGUCGUCGAGUCCAAUGGCGACGAGGAGACCUUGAUGAGCGGCUUCCAGAAACGCUACCAAGGUGGUCACUGGGGAUUGCAUGCCUGGGCUGUCUAUUUAAAUCCGCUGGAGCUGUUCCGGGAUGUCAAGUCGGCUUAUGUUAUGAUUCAUAGUGCGCGGGCUGUGCAGAAGGCUCAUGCGAAGGAGCAGGUGCAGGAGAUGGCGAGAUAUGAGACGAGGCAUGAUAGUGGCGAGGGGGCAUAA
Molecule: messenger RNA, 1194 nt
Organism: Aspergillus glaucus CBS 516.65
Lineage: Eukaryota; Fungi; Ascomycota; Eurotiomycetes; Eurotiales; Aspergillaceae
Product: OSTA/TMEM184 family protein
Exons: 6
Coding region: 1-1194 (397 amino acids)
Biological process (GO): transport
Molecular function (GO): transporter activity
Source: RefSeq, a predicted model, not a curated record